Messenger RNA from Phalaenopsis equestris, 1130 nucleotides. Its product is annotated as salicylic acid-binding protein 2-like. NCBI's taxonomy places the organism in Eukaryota, Viridiplantae, Streptophyta, Magnoliopsida, Asparagales, Orchidaceae. Bases 1 to 921 code for a protein of 306 amino acids. Gene Ontology annotation, molecular function: methyl jasmonate esterase activity; methyl salicylate esterase activity; methyl indole-3-acetate esterase activity. The record is from RefSeq and is a predicted model, not a curated record. The transcript is spliced from 4 exons. Gene Ontology annotation, biological process: salicylic acid metabolic process; jasmonic acid metabolic process.
AUGAAACCACCUUUUUUUUUACUUUCGGCCAGCUUAGAUAUUUUAGACCAAGUGGCACUUAAUGACAAAAAUCCACCCAUUAGUUCCAACGAAGAGCAAAAAGAAAAAAAAAAAAAAAUGAAUAAAGAAUCGUUCAGCGUUAUUCUAGUUCAUGGAUCUGGCCAUGGAGCUUGGUGUUGGCAUAAGGUGGUGGAUGAGCUUCAAUCUAUGGGAUAUAAUUCAGUGACGGCUAUAGAUCUCGCUGCUUCUGGAGAUGAUCCGAGAAGAAUUCCUGAAGAUGUUCGGACCUUUGAGGAUUACAACAGGCCGUUAAUGGAGUUUAUGUCUACAGUUCCAGAUGGGGAGAAAGUGAUUCUGGUCGGACAUAGCUUCGGGGGCAUCUGUUUGGCUUUCGCCAUGGAUGCCUUUCCUGACAAGAUCGCUGCUGCUGUCUUCCUCACUGCAUUUUUGCCUGAUACUCUUCAUGAUCCUUCUUAUCUUGUCGAGCAGCAAUUACAAAAACUUUCGAAUCGAAAGCUACAGAUCCAGUUCCAGUCUGUAAUUGUUCCCGGAAAAUCAGAACCGUUGAUCACGUUCUGUUUCGACUCCAAAGCUCUCGCCACCUUCCUCUAUCAAAACUGCUCCUCUGAGGAUUUGACGAUGGCAAGUAUGAAGCAGAGAACUACAUCAUACUUCCUAGAAGAUCUGAGAAAGAUGCCACCAUUCACAAAAGAAGGCUAUGGAUCUGUCGAUAAGAUAUUUAUCAUCUGCGCUGAAGAUGCAGCAAUGAAUGAAGAAGAUCAGCGUUGGAUGAUUCAAGAGAAUGGCGAUGUUAAAGAGACAAUGGAGAUCAAAGGAGCUGAUCAUAUGGCUAUGUUCUCUAAGCCACAUGAACUCAGCCAAUGCCUCAUAAGCAUCGUUGAUAAGUAUUCCCCAAAUUAAUGUAAUGAAGAUUUCAUGCAAAUAUGUGUGGUGUGACAAGAAACUAAAAUAAAUUUAUAUAUGUUGUUUAAAGUUUGGGAGUCAGCUUUCUGAAAUUAAAAUAUGAAAAUAUUACGUUGGUAAAAUGUGCAGACUACGGCGUGGAUUGCACUGUGUUGCCCAUCAUGUUAGUACUCGCAUCUGAACGACGGACGUAAUAUUUUUUUUUU